Messenger RNA from Thalassophryne amazonica, 1395 nucleotides. Its product is annotated as SCAN domain-containing protein 3. Lineage: Eukaryota; Metazoa; Chordata; Actinopteri; Batrachoidiformes; Batrachoididae. Bases 1 to 1395 code for a protein of 464 amino acids. The record is from RefSeq and is a predicted model, not a curated record. The transcript has a single exon.
AUGCUUGGACCUGACGCGGCCAGAGAGAUUAAUAAAGUGCCUCUCUCGGAUAGCACAAUUGCCAGACGCAUUGAUGACAUAUCAGAGGACAUUGAAACUGUUGUUUUUGAAAAAAUGCACAUCAGUAGGAAAUUUGCCUUGCAACUUGAUGAGACGACGGAUCUUAGUGGAAAUUGUCAGCUGUUGGCCAACGUGCGUUUUGUUGAUGGAGAAGCCAUCAGAGAAAACUUUUUAUUUUGCAAGGCACUGCCAGAAAAGUCAACAGGAGAGGAAAUAUUCCGGGUCACUUCAGAAUAUCUUGACAAAGGCGGACUGGCCUGGGAAAACUGCACAGGUGUGUGUACUGACGGAGCCGCAGCCAUGGUCGGGCGCAGCAAAGGCUUCGUGAGUAGAGUCAAAGAAAUAAACCCAAAUGUUAUUGUAACACACUGUUUUUUGCACCGCGAGGCUCUGGUUGCAAAGACCUUGCCAGUAGAUCUUGGCACUGUGUUGGACGAUGUGGUGCGCUUAGUAAACUUUGUGAAGAUGCGGCCUCUGAAAUGUCGCCUAUUCGCGUCUUUGUGUGAGGAGAUGGGAGCGGAACACAAAGUGUUAUUGCUCCACACGGAGGUCCGCUGGCUGUCGCGCGGCAAAGUGCUGGCCUGCGUGUAUGAGCUGCGAGAGGAGCUCAAGGUUUUUCUGACACACGAGAGGUCUGAUUUCUCAAAGCUGAUUGAAAGUGAUGAGUGGUGGGCAAAGGUAGCAUACCUUGCUGAUAUAUUUCAUCAGCUGAAUGAGCUGAACACUCGUAUGCAGGGCCGCAAUGAAAACUUGCUCACCAGCACAGAUAAAAUGAAUGGAUUUCGUGUAAAAGUGCAGCUCUGGAAACAGCAUGUGAACUGUGGCAACCUUGAGAUGUUCCCCCUCACAGAAAAAUGUCAUCAUGGCAACACUGCGGCAAUGCGCAAGGUGAUUGGCACACAUUUAAAAACCCUUGAGGAGAAGCUGUCAUUUUAUUUCUCGGCAGACUCCACAGAAUGUCUGGACUGGGUUAGGGACCCGUACAGCUCUGCAUCCCUCCCGGGAAAGGACAUGACUUUACAGGAGCAAGAAGAACUCAUUACACUGAAACAAGAUCGUGGUUUAAAGCUCAGCUUUGCUGAUCUGCCGUUGGACAGAUUUUGGAUAUCUGUUGCCAAGGAGUUCCCCAUUCUGGCCAACAAAGCUAUUAUGAUAUUGCUUCAGUUUUCAACCACAUAUCUGUGUGAGCUGAGCUUCUCAAGCUUGAUUGCCAUAAAAACUAAAAACAGAGAGAGACUGAGAGCUUUGGAGCAAGAGCUUCGGGUGUGUCUGUCUACCAUUCCUGCCAGGUUAUCCAUUUUGUGUUCAUCCAAACAGGCCCAGGUUUCACACUGA